This is a messenger RNA of Penicillium egyptiacum, 750 nucleotides long. NCBI's taxonomy places the organism in Eukaryota, Fungi, Ascomycota, Eurotiomycetes, Eurotiales, Aspergillaceae. The record is from the annotation of a GenBank genome assembly.
AUGGACCUUGAAAAAGGCGCACUCGGUGGACUUGCAACAUCUCUGAAGGCUGAACUUGAGCCACAGCAUGCCGACCUCCUACUUUUCGCUUGUUGUUUAAUAUCGGGACUUAUGGAUAGCACAAUAUACAGAGCCUACAACACCUUUGUCUCUAUGCAAACAGGAAACACCAUCUUCGUCGGACUAGGUACAUCGCACCAAAACCUCCGUCGAUAUGGCUGGGCACGUUCCCUCACGUCCAUCGGAUGUUUCACCCUAGGAUCCUUCCUUUUUGCACGAUUACACCGCGUCCUGGGAGCUCGGCGACGAGGGUCGUUGAUGCUGUCUUUCCUGUUACAGGCCAGUAUAAUCCUGCUAACGGCUGGACUCGUCCAAGGGGGUGUCAUAUCUGGUACGCUAGUCGGCAAAGGAUCGCAGAAGGCACCCCCAUGGGAUCAGAUAGUCCCGAUUGUUCUUCUUAGUCUCCAGUCUGCCGGUCAGAUUGUAGCGAGUCGUGCUUUGGGAUUUAAUGAGAUCCCGACCGUUGUGAUUACCAGUCUUCUCUGCGAUCUAAUGUCGGAUCCUCAGCUAUUUCUUGUGAGGAAUGUCAAACGCGACCGGCGAAUCGUCGCUUUUGUGCUAACGCUUGUGGGCGCCAUCGUCGGCGGAUGGGUCACCAAGGUCACUGAGGGGAUUUCUCCCAUUCUCUGGCUAUCGGCAGGUAUCAAGGGCGUGCUCGUCUUAGCCUGGGCCUUUUGGAAGGCUAAGUAG